AUGUCUUCAUUUCAAGCCCUGUAUGGUUAUAAACCCCCUCACCUAAUCUUUCCAGUUCCUACAACUACUUCAGUUGCUUCAGUGGAGUCUUACUUGAAGGAGAGGAAUGUUAUGUUGCAGCUUUUGAAGGAUGACCUCACUAAAGCUCAAGAUCUCAUGAAGUUUUAUGCAGAAAAAAAAAGACAGGACAGAGAGUUUUCGGUUACUAACCUGGUGUUUCUUAAGUUACAACCUUACAGGCAUUCAUCAGUAGCAGUUCGUAAGAAUUUCAAACUCUCUGCUAAAUAUUUUGGUCCAUUUGAAGUGCUCAAGAUAAUUGGUGCAGUGGCUAAUAAAUUACAGCUACCGAUGGAGUCAAAGAUUCAUCAUGUCUUUCAUGUAUCCCAACUGAAGAAGCACAUAGGACUUAGCGCUUCUACAUUGCCCCAACUUCCAGUGGUGGAUGAUAAAGGUCACUAUGUUGUUAAAUCGGUGGCUGUGUUGGCUACUCAUCUUACACUCGAGGGUAAGGUAUUUGUCCCUCAAAUUUUAGUGCACUUGUCUAACUCUGCUGUCGAGGAUGCCACUUGGGAGGAUAUCUCUCACCUUAAAGCACAGUUUCCACAUUUCAUCCUUGAGGACAAGGAUCUUUCAAGGGAGGGGCAAUGUCAUGUAACCAUAACAUGA
Papaver somniferum (opium poppy) is the source of this 666-nucleotide messenger RNA. RefSeq lists its product as uncharacterized. NCBI's taxonomy places the organism in Eukaryota, Viridiplantae, Streptophyta, Magnoliopsida, Ranunculales, Papaveraceae. The coding region runs from base 1 to 666 and encodes 221 amino acids. The record is from RefSeq and is a predicted model, not a curated record. The transcript has a single exon.